Messenger RNA from Paramormyrops kingsleyae, 2127 nucleotides. The record is from RefSeq and is a predicted model, not a curated record. NCBI's taxonomy places the organism in Eukaryota, Metazoa, Chordata, Actinopteri, Osteoglossiformes, Mormyridae.
GUGUGUGUGUACGUACAGUAUAUGUGUGUGUGUGUGUACGUACAGUAUAUGUGUGUGACCUCUGACGCUCCCCUGCAGUCUGGUGUUCUGGUUUGGGGACCUUAACUUUCGCAUUGAGGAUUACGACACACAUGUUGUGAAAAGUGCAAUAGAGAGCAGCAAGCUUCAAAUGCUCUGGGAGAAGGACCAGCUGAACAAGGCAAAAGCAUGUGAGGCAGUCCUGCAGGGCUUCCAGGAGGGACCCCUGAACUUUCCUCCCACUUACAAGUUUGAUGUGGGUACACACACCUACGACACCAGCACGAAGAAGCGCAAGCCAGCCUGGACAGACCGCGUGCUGUGGCGUCUGCGGGCCGCCGGCUCACCUGGCCCAGCCCAGCCACCCACGGUGCGGCGUGGUCUAACGUCAUGGCUGAGCCCCGGGCUGAGGGUCACGCAGCGUUCCUACCGCAGCCACAUGGGCUACACCUGUAGCGACCACAAACCCAUCAGCGCCGUCUUCUCCCUACAGUUUCCCUUUAAGAUGGAUGUCCCCCUGGUAACUCUCUCAGUCGAUAAAGAGUGGACCAAGGUGUCGGAUGCCUCUGUUAGCUUCCAAGUGGCCUCGUCUUUGUCGCGCAGCACAUGGGACUGGAUUGCACUCUACAAGGUAGGAUUCAGGCAUCCCAAAGACUACGCCUCUUACAUCUGGACCAGGCAGGAGGACUCUGACCAUCAGUCCCAUGAGCACAAGGUGACAUUUUCUGAGGAGGAUUUGCCUAAGGGCUCCGGGGAGUACAUGCUGGGUUACUACAGCCACAACCUGAACAGCAUUGUGGGACUGACGCAGCCCUUUCAGAUGCAGCUUCCGUCUCAGAGCCCGGCACUCAGCCGGAAGGGCAGUUCGGCCAGCAGCACGGAGGAUGACAGCACGCUAGAGCUGCUGCCCCCGCAGUCGCGCAGCCCAAGCCCCGCAGCCGCCAAGACGCGCCAGUCCAGCCGCAGCCGCAGUCCCGCCCUGCCCACGCUGCAGGGCCUCGGCCUGCGGCCCCGCCCUCACUCCCGUGACACCGGGCCUCGCAGCCCCUCCCCACGGGCCACCACCGCCUGGAAGGAGCGGCUCCUUUCCCCCGAUAGCCCCACAGCGCCCCCUCCUGGCUGCUCCCGCUCCGGCCCACCGGGUACCCCAGUUAUUGAGGUCAGCACCCCAGAAGCGCUGAUCGCUGCCAUUAUUCCACCAUCGGGCCUCUUGGGAGGGGCAAAAGUGGCAGGAGAGGGCGGGAAUGUGAGCCAGUGAGGGCUGGAGCCAGUGAGAUGCAAGAGCCCCCCUUCACUGGAGCCAGGCCCGUACACUUCAGCCGUGCAGCAGUGACCAGGGGGGGUGGGGUUUUCAGAACAUUCUCAGCAACCUUUGUGUGUGUGUGUGUGUGUGUGUGUGUGUGUGUGUGUGUAUCCAGUCUGCUGACAUACACUGUGCAAUCUCCAAAGUAGAAUAAUUACGUUUAGUUGCAGACAUUUUGAAAUUACACACUGCUGUUAGACACAUCAACAAAAGCCUAAGGAUGUAAGGAUCAAUCAUAGAGAAGCUGCUUCCAGCAAAACAGAAAAUCUGCUCAACAUAUACAAUGUACAAAGCCAUAGAGGCAAAUAUCAAAACGAUGGGAGGAGGGUGAAAAUGUCCCCCUCAUUGGCUGAAGCAGCAUCUCUGAUUUGCUGCAAACCAAUCAGAUAUAUAUCAGUUGCCAGGGGAGUUUCUGAUUGGCUGCAGCCAGCUGGUAUCUGUGUUUAUACUGGGUUUCUCUUCAUUUUCAAGUGUGUUUUGGUAUCGUCGUACAGCACUAUGGGUUAUAUCAAAGGUGUUUCAGUCACCUGUGAUGCACUGUUGUUUAUUAUAACAAUUGUCGCCUUCAUAUCUGUUACCCUUUGUUUAGCUGGUAUUCUGACACCCAAAGCAGGCUGGCAGGAAGACGAUGAAACAUUUCAACUUGCUGUUCUUUUGUCUCAUACAUACAUAUAUAUAUAUAUAUUUAUUUAUUUGUUAACAGAAAAAUAUAGUACGAGAGAAUAUGUUUCCAGCAUUUAUAACACCUGUAAAAAUCAAUGAGAUAUAAGAAUCUGACAUUAAAUAAAGAUAUUUAUUGGCCUUUU